Molecule: messenger RNA, 7772 nt
Organism: Labeo rohita (rohu)
Lineage: Eukaryota; Metazoa; Chordata; Actinopteri; Cypriniformes; Cyprinidae
Gene: dgkza
Product: diacylglycerol kinase, zeta a
Exons: 37
Coding region: 298-4191 (1297 amino acids)
Biological process (GO): diacylglycerol metabolic process; regulation of synaptic transmission, glutamatergic; intracellular signal transduction
Cellular component (GO): nucleus
Molecular function (GO): ATP-dependent diacylglycerol kinase activity; protein binding
Source: RefSeq, a predicted model, not a curated record
AUCAUGCUGCUUGCUGUCUGUGAUCCCUCUCUCUCUCUCACCAGCUCUUUUUGACCCUCCCACUCUCUUAGGACAGACUGCAUGCUCUCUCUUUCCCCAUCCCCAGUCAACCUUCUUUCUGUCACCAUUCUCCUCUUUCUCUCUCUUGUUCUCUUCCCCCUCUUUCUUUUUGCUUUCUCUAAAAGUUAUCUGGUGAGGACAGGAAAAGACGUUUGGAUGAUUUUGACUCCUCCAUCAGCGUCCUCUGGGGAAAACAUCAUUCGUGGCUUAUAGCCUCUUCACUUAUCACCCAGUCCAAUGGAUGCAUUGUUUGGCCUGCGUUUCAGACGGAAAGCUUGUGAGCCAAGCGGUCGCAGGCACUCCAGCGUGUCACUUCCAGCGAGUAAAGCGCGCCGGCGCUCCAACGUGGGCCUGGCGUCAGCAGGCCUGGCUCAGAGGCGCAGGUCUAGCGCUCAGCUCCAAACCAGCAAUGUACAGCCUGGGUUCUUACAGUACAGAAGAGGCCACUUCACCAGGAGGAGGUCGAGCGGUGCAACGGCUUGCCUCACCCCGCGGUUCGCUAUCCGUCGAAGACAGGCUGCCAAACACCGCAGCAUUCACGCCCAGCUCCUGGGACCUUCACUGCUCUUGGCUAGCGUGGUGCAAAUGAGUGAAGAUUACGAAACGGAGAAUAAGAAUGUAGAAGAAUACUCCUCUCUUUCUGAUAGUGACUGUAGCCAGGAGGAGCACAAACAAGCAAGAAUGGACUUAGAGUCAGAGUCUGAGAAGUGUAUGACCUGGUUGGCUCAGGGUUUGUUGGAGGGAGAUAGAGUUCAGCCCCGCCCCCUCAUCCGCGCCCCACGUUGCUUGCGGCGAAACUCCUCACACUUACUACCUGCUGAGGCUGUUUACCGAAGCCCAGCCGCUUAUGGGCUGUACGGCCGUUACCGUAGGACCAGUCAGACACAGGGCCUGUCUAAUAUAGGUGGAUUGUGGGCAGGGAGAAAAAGUUCUCUUGCACCUCGAGGAUCAGUUGCACUGUACAGGACGAGCUCCCCUUGCUGGCCAGACCUUGAUCUUUCGCAAACACUGCAGGGAUCUUACUACAACCCACAGAUUGACACAUGGAGUGCGUUCCUAUCGAAGGCCAUUGCCAAGUCUGGUCUCCAACACCUCUCAUGCCAGCCCAGUGCUGCAGUGUUGGCCAAGGGGGAAACGGACAGAGAAAUCCGCAGCACAGUGGACUGGAGUGAAUCAGCUCUGUAUGGAGAGCACAUCUGGUUUGAGACAAAUGUCUCUGGGGACUUCUGUUAUGUUGGAGAACAGCACUGUUAUGCCAAGUCCCUGCAAAAGUCUGUUGCUCGGAAAAAAUGUGCUGCUUGCAAGAUCGUAGUCCACUCCAUCUGCAUUGAACAGCUGGAAAAGUUAUUGGACUGGCAUGCUCCGCCCCAAGGGGAGGGGCUUGAUGAGGUGCCUCUCAAAGACCCGUCAUUCAGAAUAAACUUCAGAUGUAAGCCAUCUUUUAGGGAGUCAGGUUCACGGAACAUCCGGGAACACACCUGGCGACGCAGAGCUUUCAGAGGUCGCCGUGCUUUGGAGCAAUUGAGAGGUGCUGCAGCUAAAUGUAGUGCGUACACCUCUAUCGCACAGCCAGCAAUAGUGCGACACCACUGGGUCCAUCGGAGAAGGCAAGAGGGCAAAUGCAAACAGUGUGGAAAGGGGUUUCAGCAGAAAUUUGCCUUUCACAGUAAAGAGAUUGUAGCCAUUAGCUGCUCCUGGUGCAAACAGGCAUAUCAUAAUAAGGUGACAUGCUUUAUGCUGCAGCAGAUAGAAGAACCGUGUUCAUUAGGAGCACACGCUGCCGUUAUAGUACCUCCUACCUGGAUCAUACGGGUUCGCCGACCUCAGUCCUCACUAAAAUCAAGCAAAAAGAAGAAACGAACGUCUUUCAAACGCAAAUCCAGCAAGAAAGGAGCGGAGGAGGCUCGAUGGAAGCCCUUCAUUGUGAGACCUAUUCCCUCUCAACUCAUGAAGCCACUGCUGGUGUUUGUAAACCCAAAGAGUGGAGGAAAUCAGGGAUCUAAAAUCAUCCAGUCUUUUCUAUGGUACCUGAACCCUCGGCAGGUCUUUGAUCUCAGUCAGGGGGGUCCCCAGGAAGGCUUGGAGAUGUAUCGCAAAGUUCACAAUUUGAGAAUUUUGGCCUGUGGUGGGGAUGGCACGGUGGGCUGGAUUUUGUCCGCUCUUGAUCAGCUGCAGCUAAACCCUUCUCCUGCUGUGGCAGUACUUCCUCUGGGCACUGGAAAUGACCUUGCUAGGACGCUAAACUGGGGUGGGGGUUACACAGAUGAACCUCUGAGUAAAAUCCUGUCUCACGUUGAGGAUGGGAAUAUUGUACAGCUAGAUCGAUGGAAUCUUAUUGUAAAGCCCAACCCAGAGGCAGGGUCAGAGGAAAAAGACGAGCAGGUGACAGACAAGCUUCCUCUGGACGUCUUCAAUAAUUACUUCAGCCUUGGGUUUGAUGCUCAUGUCACUUUAGAGUUCCACGAAUCCCGAGAGGCCAACCCUGAGAAAUUUAACAGCCGAUUCAGAAACAAAAUGUUCUAUGCAGGGACAGCAUUUUCUGAUUUCUUGAUGGGCAGCUCCAAAGACCUGGCUAAACACAUUAGAGUGGUGUGUGAUGGCACAGAUUUGACCUCUAAAGUCCAGGAUUUGAAACUGCAAUGCCUGGUCUUCCUCAAUAUCCCCAGGUACUGUGCGGGCACUAUGCCAUGGGGAAAUCCAAGUGAGCAUCAUGACUUUGAGCCUCAGCGUCAUGAUGAUGGCUGCAUUGAGGUCAUUGGAUUCACAAUGACAUCACUGGCCACGCUGCAGGUUGGAGGUCACGGUGAGAGGUUAAAUCAGUGUCGUGAAGUCACCCUCACCACCUUUAAGCCAAUCCCCAUGCAGGUGGAUGGCGAGCCUUGCAAACUAGCUCCAUCUGUUAUUCACAUCUCCCUAAGAAACCAGGCCAACAUGGUGCAGAAAACCAAGAGACGCACAUCAAUACCACUGCUCAACGAUCAGCAACCAUUUCCAGAACGAUUACGGAUCAGAGUGAGCCGUAUCAGCAUGCAUGAUUAUGAAGCUCUGCACUACGACAAGGAGAAACUCAAAGAAGCUUCAAUUCCUCUGGGUCUCAUCGUUGUCCCAGGAGACAGUGAUUUGGAAACCUGCCGAGCUCACAUCGAGAGACUACAGGAGGACUUUGUGUCGUGUCACCCAUCUCUGCAGCGGCUGGUGCUCCAGGAAGGUGACGGGACCAAAUCGAAGGCUUUGUCGUCUCAAAGGCUGUCACCAAAAUGGUGCUUUCUAGACUCUACAACAGCUGAUCGAUUCUACAGGAUUGAUCGAGCUCAAGAGCAUCUUAACUACGUGACUGAAAUUUCUCAGGAUGAGCUGUUCGUUUUGGAUCCAGAGCUGGUUGUCACAGAGUCGGUCAGCACGUCGCCGGGUAUGCCAGACCUGGUGGACUCCUCUGGUGAUGCCCCAUCUGACCCACAUAAAUUUGCCUUCCCAUCAUCCUCGUCUUCUCCGCCAAACUCACCGGGACCCAGGGUUGCAGAGCUCCAAAGGAAGCGAGUUUCCAGUGACAGUUCUGUGGCAGAAGCACUUGCACACAGUGACUCGCUCAGAUCAGCCAAACCAGCUCUCAGCAGGGUGGGGGGUGUUCAUCGGUCAAAUACAACAGCAGCAGAUUUCAAACCUACCAGCAGGUUUGAGAAGAGCGACCUGAACAAUGCAAACUCUGUGUCAGCAGACAAUCUAAUUGAAUGUGUGAAGAAGAAAGACCAUCAGAAGUUGAAGGAGCUGCAUAAGAAGGGGGCAGACCUGUGUGUGCAGGACCCCGUGGGCCGCACCCUACUGCACUAUGCUGUGGAAGUGGGAAGCAAGGAGAUCGUCAGAUACAUCAUUGAUAAUGCACCCACCGAUAUCCUGGAUGUAACAGAGAGAGAAAAUGGAGAGACGGUAUUGCACAAAGCGGCCUCGUUGUGUCAGAGGACAAUCUGUCAUUACCUAGUGGAGGCGGGAGCAUCUCUCAUGAAGACAGACUUACAGGGUGACACUCCAAAGCAUCGUGCCGAGAAGGCGAAAGAUGCAGAACUUGCGGCGUAUCUCGAGAACCGCCAGCACUACCAAAUGAUCCAGCGUGAGGACCAAGAGACUGCAGUUUGACCAUUAACCUCUCACCCUUCACCUCAGCCGGCGUCCUCCUUUUUGUGCCAAAACAACAGUAACCAAAAAUGUAUCGCAGGCACUCUGGACUGCAGAGGGGGGGUGAUACAUUCCCAGAAAGGGAAGAUGGUCACACACUUUAGUGUCUCUGAAGAGGUCCCAAGCUUUCAUCAUCUUUCUCUGAAUGACCUGUUGGACUUACUGUCUUUCAUUUCAUUGCACUGCCAAAACAUCUUAGAGUUUGUAUGUAUGAGACAGAAUGCAUUCCCCUCUAUGUUAAUGCACUCAUCAAGCUUGCUUUUCUAGUUUGACAAUGCUGAAUGUUCAAUGAAUGCAAUGAGGAUUUAAAGAUGCAGGACAGUGCUGUGUCUGCCUCCAGAUUCAUCACUGUCUGCAAGUGUAUCUGGAGCGUUCACCGUAGCCCUGACUCCACAGCUAGCUUCAGUACUGCUCUGUUAAGGCUGAGCAUUAAUCUGGUUAGAGGUCCAGAACAUGAACCGGAACCGGAAACGACAUUUCAGUUAGCUGACUUAUUCCUUAAUAACAUUAGAGCCAUUAAUUAUGUUAAUUAUGUAUAAUGUAACUUUCUAGAUUCCCCUGCACUGAAAGAGUUCAGGUUGGUUCAAAGAUAGGAAUGUCUUCUGGGGUCUUGAUUUGAGUAUCAGAACUAUUUAGAUUUUUUCAGGUGUGUUAUUGGAAGGAUUUUGCAUUUUCAUAGAUUUCUGUGCUGUUUCUAAUAACAUUCGGUACUGUAAAUGUAUGCGAGUAGCUUUUCUGUUUAAGAGGCAUUUGCACUGUAGCUUUGAUUGCCUUCUUUAUUCUAUACUCUGGAUUUAUAAUUGAUGUACUAAAAUAUAGCUUAUUUCCUACAAUAUUUUUAAGUAAAUAGAUGUUUAUAUAAUUUGUAGCUAUAAAAGAUGUGUUGUCAUGUUUGUAUUAUAAAACUCUGUAAAUUAGAUUUUGGUUUAUUGGAGUUGAGAACAGAUCUCUCUGUGACUCGGCUCAUUUUUCUUAAAUCUUUGUGAUAAACGACACACUCUAUAAGAGUUUAUUGUUUUGUUUCGUAUUUUUUUAGUGCUGCUGUCUUAAUGCAGAUUGUAGAUUUUAGGAUGCAUAUAUUUAUUUUCCUAAAUCUUCAUAUAUUGAAAUUAAUUUGGCCUUGGAAGCUUACAUAUUUAAUAAUAUUAGUAAUUUAUGACUUGUUUCAAUUAUUUACAUCAUAGAAUGAAACUCUUCUCUGUCCAGAGACUUCAUUAAUGAUAUGACCCACUGAUUUCAAAGUUCUUUACAAUAAAUGUCAUCAUACAGUAUGUAUGCAUAUUCAUAUUGUAAAUAAGUAAAACACUGUGUUUGGGUGAAACACAGCACUAGCAUCUUUAGUGCUCUUUAUUCGCUGUUAGAAAUGCAUUUUCAGCUCUCUCAGUUCUAUUCUCUCCCCUUGGAAAGAUUUUGGAAAGUUUGAGUGUUUAAAAAACCAUCCAUCCAUCUAUCCACCCAUCUCACCCUUUUACUCAGACAGCUAUUUGACAGGAGCCUUGAUGAACGAGAUCAUACAAAUGACAUCAUACGCCAUAAACUGAACUCACUGAACUCUUUCAAUAAACAUGUGAUUUAUCUUAAUGAUCGAUUUUCUUAAAUCCUAAAAGACUUUUUUUUUGGUUUCAGAUUUUUUUGCCCUUCAGACCUUUUUAGUAUGAAAAAUUGGGCUUGUUGUCCAUGGAAAUGUUUUUUUUUUUUCAUCCUGUUCUUUUCAUUUUCAAUCUGAGAAGUGUUAAGGCUGAUUGUGUGAUGUGUAUAGGAUGCAAACACGUUUGGAUUUUUAAGACUGGUGUUACUGAAUAGCUCCUGCGCUACAGUAAUCGAAAAGCUCUUUCAUAUAUUUUAGACAGAUUCACCAUUCACAGAUGCAUUCUGGGAGAAAACAAGAGCUAGAACUGUAAAUGGUCUUCAAGCCAACAGAGCUUUUGACUCAGUCAUGCCAAGCUCAUUCCUUUACUGCGCAAUUUUGAUCAUUUAAUUUUACUGUUUGAGAUAAACAGCCUACAGGAACCUUUGGCGCUCACAGUGAUUGAAGGGAUUAAGAGACAAUUUUGUGAGUUUGGAGGCUUUCAAUUUCUUCAUAAUUAUCAUAAUCCUAAAACGAGAGUUUGUCAGACUAAUAGGCAGGACAGAUGGAAUAGAUUUGCCGCAAAUGUUUGAAUUCAUUUCUAAACACUUAGAGGAGGGUUUUUCUUCUGUACUGUAGUAGUUAGAACAAACUUAAACCUUCAAAAGCAGUUGUGUGAUGUAAAUUCAGUUUAUGAAUUUUUAUCUCUUAUUUAAAGUAUGUUAGAGCCUUUCUACAAUACUAAACACUCUAUUUUUUUCUGUAAAAUUUUUGAUUUGGAGUUUCAUUGGCAUGGAGUUCUUAGAAUUAUAACAGCCUUAAAUUAGUGAUUUACAAGUGCAUAUAUGUCCACAAUUUCAUACCUGACUGUUAGCAAUAUGAAUUUUUGAUUGGCAUGAUGAUGUCCAACUGCAUGUACUAUAUCCACUGCUAUUAUUGAAGUGGAUAUUUUAAUGGCCAGUUUUUAAGUGCUGUAGACUGCAUUUAGCGUAUUGUUUCAUAUAGCUCUUAAGGCAAGUGAGGUCUAUGCCCCCUGCAUUAGCCCACAGUUACAGAUUUUAUCACCCAGACUUUAAUGAUAUGCUUCUUUUGUUUUGGUGUUGAUCCAUUUACUCUGUGGCACCAUAAGAGGAGGUUGUAAACCAAGCUGGCAGUGUCGUAUUACAAUUCUUUCUCCUCUGCUGUGAUUUAUUUUCAUCCAACCAAGAGAUCACGAUUAUGGUUCUGUAUAGUGCUUCAUUAUAAAUAGAUGUUUUCUCAAGCAGCUAUUGAUGGCUGGACCUUACACGUCCUUCCAUUAUCUUAUUAAAACCCAGUUUUUUAAUCCAACGCUUAUUUUAGCCUCUCUUAUCUUUAGCAAUACACUGUCCGCAGGCACUGUUUUUGCCAUUAAUUACUUUUCUCUAAUAUCCUUCAUGUUCAGGACUUGCCAACAUUAUGAAUACACAGAGUUGAGAUUUUCCAAGAAAUCUAACAUUUUUCCACUCUUAUAUGGAAAUCUUCUUACUUUUACUUUCAAAGGGCAAAGCAAUGUAAUAUGUAUGUAUUUUGAAUUUCUGAAUGUGUUUUGUUGCUGUGUAUUUUCUUGCUCAAUUAAGCUCUUAUAAGCCUUUAGCCACCAUUGAGAUGCAUGAAAGCAAUGCGAGGAUGAAGAACUGCCUCUUUCAUUGAUUUACAGGGAAAAGGAUCUGACAUUGACAUUAAUUUGUGUCUAGUUUUAGUUUUGUGUUUUUUUUUAGUUGUUUUUUUUUUUUUCUUUUUUGAGUUGCAGUGCAAUUCAAGGCUCUAGAGUUUCUUAGAGGUUUUGAUAAGGAGAAAGCAGAAAGCAUGGGUUCCAGUGCAAUAUAUUGGGUUUUAAGAAAUGUUUUAUGAAUAUUUUGUUCUGUAACAUGUAGUCAAUAUUUAUCUCUUCAGUGAAAUAUUCUGUUACUGUCUGGUUAAUAAAAUAAUAAUAAAGCAUAUUGAAUAUUUCAUA